AUGUCCAAACGACGCGUCUCGUACUUUUAUGACCCCGACGUUGGCUCAUAUACCUACGGCCUGGGUCAUCCAAUGAAACCUCAUCGAAUCCUAAUGGCUCAUGAAUUAAUCUCCUCUUACCCAUCUCAUCUGCUCCUUUCCCAUCCUUCACUAACUCACUUUCGACCUCCACGCGCAUCCGCCCAACAAAUGACUGCUUUUCACACAGAUGAAUAUGUUCAUUUUCUUAGUCGGGUAACACCAGAGACUAUGGAUGAACUAACAGGAAGAGGAACGCAGUUCUUGGUUGGUGAUGAUAAUCCUGCUUUCGAGGGUAUAUGGGAAUUCUGUACGAUCUCUGCUGGAGGUAGUCUCGGUGCCGCGAAGAGGAUAAACGAGGGUCGCUCGGAUAUCGCGAUUAACUGGGCUGGAGGACUCCAUCACGCAAAGAAACGAGAAGCUUCAGGUUUCUGUUAUAUCAACGACAUCGUUCUCGCCAUUCUGGAUUUGUUGAGAGUCUUUCCAAGGGUGCUAUACGUCGACAUCGACUGUCAUCAUGGAGACGGUGUUGAAGAGGCGUUUUAUACCACAGAUCGAGUGAUGACUUGUAGUUUCCAUAAAUACGGCGAGUAUUUUCCUGGGACAGGGACGCAAGAGGAUAGAGGGAGAGGCAAAGGCCGUGGAUACGCUCUCAACGUUCCAUUGAAGGACGGAAUGAGCGACGAAACGUUCAAAAGUGUCUUUGAUCCUGUCCUAGAACGCAUCCUAGCAGUUUUCCGACCGUCAGCGAUAAUUCUGCAAUGUGGCGCCGAUUCACUUAGUGGAGACAAGCUCGGAUGUUUCAAUCUUACAAUGCAAGGUCAUGCGCAUUGUACUUCGUUCCUUCGGAAAUUCAAUAUUCCACUCAUUCUAUUAGGCGGGGGAGGGUACACGGUGAAGAACGUUGCUCGGGCAUGGUGCUACGAGACAGCAUGUGCUUUGGGAGUACAACAUGAACUCGUACCAGAGGGUGAAGAGGGAGGUAUGAUGCCCUGGAAUGAGUAUUUCGAGUGGUUUGGGCCGCGCUAUCGACUCGAAGUUGUGAAAAACAAUAUGGAGGAUGUCAAUCUCCGGAUAGCCGACCCAAGUCAGGAUUCGGAGGAUUCACCGGAUAAUUCUACGCAUCGGAUACCAAUUCCUCACGAUGUUGGCAGGUCCUGGAAACAAACAGAGAUUGAUCGAGUACGUGAACGGGCGUUGCAGCAAAUUAAGGAGUUAGAAGGUCGGAUCGGGGCACCAAGCGUACAGAUGAUGGAUGUGCCGAGGGAGAAUGUGGCAGAGCAUACAGGAUUUUUCAAUGGCAGCAAGGAGGGGCAAGAGAGGCAGAUGGAGUGGCAGGAUGAGUUAGAUGUUAGAUUGGCUCAACACUCUAGAUUUGUAUACCACCUGCAAUCCCAAACCUCAUCUUACUACUCAAAUCGACAUCGACAUCUAUCUCCAUCCUCAUCCCAAUCAUCACCUUCUACCUCCGAUGACGAACGCGACAUGUCGGACGACGACCGUGAAUAUGACUCUGACAACUCAUAUUACUCAUCUGCUAUACGAUCCACGCGCUCGACGAGGUCACAAGCGCGAAACGCUCUCAAUACAAAUGACAGUAAAGGAGGAGACUCCUCACGGCGUUCCCAGCAGCCUCAGCCGCAAUCUUCGUCCACAUCCUCAGCUUCAGCAGCGCGAAAACGAAUGUCAAUCCUGACGAAUAUGGUCUUUGAUAUCUCAUUGUGUUCUGGGGAUACUACUACGACAAUGACUGCAGAACAGUAUGUGGGGAGUAAGGAUGGCAAGAUGGGGAGGAGGAGAUUCUUUUUUGAUACAGGGAUCGGUUCAGAGCUAGGAGGGAUGAACGGACUUCAAGCAAACGGUAUACAUGGUACCGGCACCCUCCCUUCCUCUCGUGGUGCUUCGCCCUUUAUCACAGGUGGUGGUAGUGUUUCCGCUCGAUCUGUACGAGAGGCUACAGAAGACUUGGGCGAUAUGGGUGAUGAGGAUACAGUGAUGAUGAUAGAUUCGCGAGCUGGAACACCUAGAGGAACAUCGAGGGGAAUGUCGAGGGAAAUGUCGAGAGAGAUAACGAGGAAUGGGUUAAGGGGAGUCAAUGGAUUGGGAGAAGAGAGGGAAGAGCCUGGUGAGAUGAAAAUGUUGGACGUGAGAAGGUAA
Messenger RNA from Lentinula edodes (shiitake mushroom), 2175 nucleotides. RefSeq lists its product as uncharacterized. Gene Ontology annotation, molecular function: histone deacetylase activity. The record is from RefSeq and is a predicted model, not a curated record. Bases 1 to 2175 code for a protein of 724 amino acids. Lineage: Eukaryota; Fungi; Basidiomycota; Agaricomycetes; Agaricales; Omphalotaceae. The transcript is spliced from 3 exons.